Molecule: messenger RNA, 1022 nt
Organism: Oryzias latipes (Japanese medaka)
Lineage: Eukaryota; Metazoa; Chordata; Actinopteri; Beloniformes; Adrianichthyidae
Gene: exosc7
Product: exosome component 7
Biological process (GO): TRAMP-dependent tRNA surveillance pathway; nuclear polyadenylation-dependent rRNA catabolic process; nuclear-transcribed mRNA catabolic process, deadenylation-dependent decay
Cellular component (GO): nuclear exosome (RNase complex); cytoplasmic exosome (RNase complex)
Molecular function (GO): mRNA 3'-UTR AU-rich region binding
Source: RefSeq, a predicted model, not a curated record
GCGACAUAGUUCCUUCAUCGAGAAAACUGUAGAAGAAGAGCCUCCCGGCACCGUUUCUUCUUCUUCUGUUUGUUGAGUUAACAUGGCAACAGUUAAAGUUAGCGAGGCUGAAAAGGUGUACAUUCUACACGGAAUAAGAGAUGAUUUACGUGUGGAUGGAAGAAGCUGUGAGGACUACCGACACAUGGAAGUGGAGACGGAUGUGGUCUCAAACACUGAUGGAUCUGCCAGAGUCUCCCUGGGACACACCGCCGUCCUGGUUGGGAUUAAAGCAGAAAUAGGAAAACCAAGACCACUGGUUCCAGAUGAAGGAUACCUGGAGUUCUUUGUUGAUUGCUCUGCCAACGCCACCCCCGAGUUUGAAGGCAGAGGAGGUGAGGAGCUAGGGAUCGAGCUGAGCAACACUCUCUACAGAGUCUUCAACAACAAGAACAGCAUAGACCUGAAGGGCCUCUGCAUCAGUGCUGGGGAGCACUGCUGGGUUCUCUAUGUAGAUGUCCUGCUGCUGCAGUGUGACGGCAACCUGUACGACGCCAUCUCUGUCGCCAUCAAAGCGGCACUCUUCAACACAAAAAUCCCUAGAGUCCACAUGUCGUCGGACGAUGAAGGCGGGAAGGAGGUGGAGCUUUCAGACGACCCGUUUGACUGCGUGAGGCUGAGCGUGGAAAAUGUUCCCUGCAUCGUGACGCUGUGUAAGGUGGGCCACAGACACGUAGUGGACGCGACUCUGCAGGAGAAGGCGUGCUCGGUGGCGAGCCUCAUCAUCGCCGUCACGCACAGGGGCACGGUGACUUGCGUCAAAAAGGUGGGCGGCGGGAGCCUGGAUCCAGAGAGCAUCUUCGAAAUGACAGAGGCGGGCAAACGAGUCGGGAAAGCUCUUCACGCUCCACUCAUGAAGCUGCUGCAGCAGGAAGAGAGUCUGGGAAAGAAGAGAGAAAAAGUUGGCUUUCUUGGCUGAAAUAAACUUUACUGUGUACUUUCAUUUUUUUUUUACAUAAAGCACAUUUAACAUUUUCUAUAAA